AGGUUCCUGUGCUGCUGACCUGGUACUCCAUACAUCACCUAACUGCCACUUGCUCAUCUUGUCUGUGCAUUAGGGGGCUUUGUUUCUUUCUCCAGCCUGAGUCCAAAGAUGCCUCAAUUAUUGCGAAACAUUAAUGAGAUCAUCGAAGCCUUUGGGCGCUACGCCAGGACUGAGGGCAGCUGCCCAGUGCUUACCCGCGGGGAGCUGAAAAGGCUCCUGGAACAUGAGUUUGCUGAUGUCAUUGUGAAACCCCAUGAUCCUGCCACUGUGGAUGAAGUCCUGCACCUGCUGGAUGAAGAUGAUACAGGGACUGUGGAGUUCAACGAAUUCCUGGUCCUGGUGUUUAAAAUCACCCAAGCCUGUUUCAAGACAAUGAGUAAGAGUCCUGAGGAGACUUGUGGAUCUCAAGAGUCUGGAAGCCUCCCCACUGGGGCCUCACAAGAGCUGAGGAAAGAACAGAGCAAGAGAGCUGAGGUGCGGCAGAUUGGGGAAGGACAGAUUUGCGAGAGGAGCCAAUGUGUACAGUGCACUCUGGCCUCCAGGGGACAGGCAGGUGUUGGGGCUCAGAACCAUGCUCAGGAUCUUGGCCAGGAUAGGCAGUCUGAAUCUCAGAGACAAGAGAAAGAAAGUCAGCAGACACAAGCUCAGAGACAUGUGCAGCAGACCCAGAGAGUGGGAGGAGACAAGAGUCACCAGAUCAGACAGAGGGAGUCAGAGAGACAGUCACAGACCAGGGAACAAGACAGAGCACAGAAGACAAGUGAAUUAGUGACUAGAACUGGAACUCAGACCCAGACAGAUGAAAACCAAACUGUGGAGCAGGAUAGGAGCCAUCAUAUAGAAAGUCCUGACACACGGUCACAGGAGUCCACCCAUGGCCAGACCAGAGGGACUGAGGUCCAGGGUCAAGAUAGGAGCCAGACAAGCCAGAUACUAACAGAACAUGUUCAGACACCAGGAGGUACCACCCAGGCCAUGGAGCCAGACAGGAGCCAUCAGAUAGGAAGCCCUGACACACAGCUACAGGAGUCCUCCCACGACCAGAGCAGAGGGUCUGAGGUCCAGGGUCAAAACAGGUGCCAAACAAGUGAAGUGGUGACAGGAGAACAGAUUCAGACACAGGCAGCAUCAGAAACCCAGACACACACUCAGGCCAUGGAGCAGUACAGGAGCCACAAUGCAAGUGACAUAGGAGAUAGAAAUGAGGGACAGACCCAGAGGCAGUCAGGCCGUGGUCACAGAUGGACACAAGUGAGCCACUAUGAGGCAGGAGAGAAAAAGCUGGGAGGACAGGCCCAGGCUGGGACAAACACUCUGACAGGCAGACAGGACUGGAGGAGCACUCACCCAAGAUGCAGUGUGACAGGUGGGCAGAGAGAGAGAGAACCCACAGUGGUUACCCAGGAGUGGGUGGAUGACCACACAAGGGAGAUGGAGAUCCCAAGGCAGGGGCAGGGUAGCCUGCACACUGGCAUGCCUUCAGCCCAGGGCCAGGAAGCAGCCCAGCCAGAAGGGAAGCGAGGCCUCACAGCCAGGGGGCUAUAUUCCUACUUCAAGAGCAAUAAGCCAUGAAUAUCCCAGCCCUGGACUCCAGUGUUCAGUACUGGAAGAAGACAACUGCAGAGGGGUUGGUUUGUCCUGCCCUGACCAGUCCAAUUGGCAUGUCUCUGGACAUUAGUUCUUAAUCAUGGUGUUUAUCUCUUAGAUCUUUCUCAAUGAAAACUUUCCUGCAAGGUAUUUUCUAUCCUAAACUCCUCUCUGAGCUGCUCUGCUGUGCAGACGCCCUCAGGAACAGGAAGAUACAGAACCAGUCACCCAUUUAUGCCAAACUCUCCUCAGUUUGUGGGGGUUUCAGAGCUACUUUUAUCUCUUCCUUCUGUCUAUUAUCCCAUCUAUCCUAAUGCACCAAUAAAACCUU
Mustela erminea (ermine) is the source of this 1918-nucleotide messenger RNA. RefSeq names its product cornulin (gene CRNN). The transcript has 3 exons. Gene Ontology annotation, cellular component: cytoplasm. The record is from RefSeq and is a predicted model, not a curated record. Gene Ontology annotation, molecular function: calcium ion binding; transition metal ion binding. Gene Ontology annotation, biological process: regulation of phosphatidylinositol 3-kinase/protein kinase B signal transduction; positive regulation of cell cycle G1/S phase transition; cellular response to cytokine stimulus. The coding region runs from base 109 to 1572 and encodes 487 amino acids. Lineage: Eukaryota; Metazoa; Chordata; Mammalia; Carnivora; Mustelidae.